Messenger RNA from Trichogramma pretiosum, 1616 nucleotides. RefSeq names its product mitochondrial ribonuclease P protein 1 homolog (gene rswl). Lineage: Eukaryota; Metazoa; Arthropoda; Insecta; Hymenoptera; Trichogrammatidae. Gene Ontology annotation, cellular component: nucleus; mitochondrion; nucleoplasm. The record is from RefSeq and is a predicted model, not a curated record. The transcript has 3 exons. Gene Ontology annotation, molecular function: tRNA binding. Gene Ontology annotation, biological process: positive regulation of mitochondrial translation; mitochondrial tRNA 5'-end processing. The coding region runs from base 222 to 1565 and encodes 447 amino acids.
AGACGGAGAGAGGCUCAAAGAAAACAAAGAUCGUGCGCGUGUGCACCAGUUACAGCGGAAUCGAACGCGCCGCGAUUGGCUGGCCGACGCACCAACCUCGAGGCUCCGAUAAAAAAGUCGAGAAAUUCGUCUGCGCACAUGUGCUAGUAUAAAAGUUGCUCGUAGGACGUCCAGGUCGUCGUGGUUGAUUCGCGCGAACGCUGUUCGUCUGCAACAACAACAUGUAUCCUCGAGCCUUGAGAAGUAUCUUCGUGAAAUUUACGAACCAGCAGACGACCAGCUCGGUCGUAAACAAUGGCUUUUCCGCCGUGACACUUCAGAAGUUGCAGGCUAGCGAGGCUCGCCGGCAUUUCGCCACCCAUUUCGACGAGGAGUUUGAGCACGAGGACGAGGAUGAGCUGCCCGAGGGUUUACAAAAAAAGCACUGGAUCGAUUCGAAAGCUCAAAAAGAAGUCGACAAGAUGCUUGCUACGAAGCCGGAGAUCGCCAAGUUGAAAAAGGUCAUCGAACUCGAAUGGGAAGUCAUGAAGCAGGAUGGCGAGUGCGUUCCCUCUGCACUCAGGCCCAGAGAUUGGGAAGAAGUAUUGAAACUCCCUAGUCGUAAUAAAAGAAGAAAGUUUUUCAACUACCUAUUCAUUAUAGAAAAGCAAAAAGAAAAAAGACAAAUGGAAAAGCUACAGAAUAUGGCUGAAUUAGAAUUAGUUAGAGAAGAAAGAGCAAAAAGGGAAGUGUCCAAUGAAAUAGUAUAUGGUUUUGGAGCCAACUUUUUGUUAAGACGUAUCAGUGAUGCAACGAUGAAUCAUAUGUAUAAUUGGAAUGUGCAUCGAGCUUCAAUGUUUGGCAACAAACUUGUCUAUGACUUUAGUUAUGAAAAACUAAUGACAAACUUUGAACUUAAAAGCUGUGCCAAACAAAUUAUGGAAUCGUUUGCUGUAAAUAGAAUUCAUAACUAUCCUUUCGAGAUGACUUUUUGCAAUGUAAAUAUGAAUGGUCCAUUGUUUGAAAGAGUGAUGAGGUUCAUGCCACAUAUUCUUGAUGAUGAUUUUCCUAUUAGAGUUGAGGAGAAGUCAUAUUUAGAUCUAUUUGACAAAUCUCAAGUGGUAUAUCUGUCAUCAGAUGCACCUACCAUGAUGGAAAAAUAUGAUCCUGAAUCAAUUUAUAUUGUUGGCGCCUAUGUUGAUAGGGGACCUAAAAAGCCUAUAUCUAUGGCAAAAGCCAAAAAAGAUAAAAUCAAAAUGGUUAAGUUCCCAAUAGAUAAGUACAUUCGUUUUGGUGAUGGUUCUGGCAAAGAUCUAACCCUUAAUCAGUGUACAUCAAUCAUGUUGGAUGCACAGUGUUAUGGAAUGGAAGAAGCUAUGAAACAUGUUCCACGAAGAAAAUUGUUGGAGAGUAGAGUAAAAGUUUUAGAAAGAAAAAUUCAAAAAGAUCUCUUUCUAAGUAAAACAGGUACAGAAGAGCUUGCCUAUGAUAAUGACGAUGUGGUAAGACCUCAGAUAAUGAGUGAAAAUGUGUAUGAUUUUAGUCACUCAGCUAGAUCAAAGCAUCGCAAACAAUGGAAUAAGUAGGUUAAGUAGGUUUUAAUAAAGUUUUGACAAUGUUAUUUAUUAAAAAUGGAA